AUGAAGGGCCAAGAUGCGACUCCAGAUAUCUACGAUGCGUAUCGCCAGAAAUUGGAACAACUACUACUGGACAUCAGAGACAGGUCUGAAAAGGAUGUGGAAUCACUCGAACAAUUGGUUGGCGAGGCUAAGCUGGCGGCGCAAUCAUUAACAGCUGCACCCAAAUUUCUCAAAAUAGUUAGGGGAAAGGCCAAACAACCAGACAAUGCCACAGAGCAGCCAGCUGCCUCCAAUGCCACUGAAUGCCGCGCGGAUAGGGCUGUUGCACCGAAGACAUUCGAGAACGUUGAAUGGCUCACCAAGUUACUUGACGACCCUCGGCCAGAGUUCAAGCAGCAGCUGCUUGAACUUCUGUCGUUUCUAUGCUGCGCUGACGAGGGGGGAUACAAGGCCAUCCAGUACCGCAUACAGCUCAUGGCCAUGCUUGGCCCUGCCACAGACGCUACGCUAGAAACGGCCAAGGAGCCAUCUGGAAAAGACAAAAAUCUGUCCGACAAGGAAAAAAAUUCCGCGGCUACCGCCGCGCCAUUUGGAUUCGGAGACGAAUAUUUACGUACGUUAGUCUCGCAAAUUGUCAUGGCGCGCGCCGACCCCCUUUCCAAUGUCCAACUAAUCGACGUCCUACCUAUAGUACGUGCCAUCGCCCCGCACUGGAUGGUCAGCGGCAAUGAACUAGAGGCCCUAGACCUACUAUACGAGGCGGAUAUGCUAGACUCACUCCCCGCUCUAGUGGGUGAUGAUCAAGUGCUAGGCGAAAGACUGGGCCCAUACCUGGUCGGACUUGCCCAGUAUGCCUCCGGAAGCCCCGAGUGGAAUAACCUGCUAAAAUUAGCAUACACCAUCUACUGUCAGUGUAAACUACACUUCCAGGCCUUCCAAAUCUCUCUGCUUUUGGAUAAUCGCACGCUACUGCUAAAAACACUUGCCGCUUCACCACCUAUGGUGGCCAAACAAAUUGCCUUCGCUUGCUCACGCCAUUCCAUGCCACUCUACCUCACCGAUGAUGUGCAUCAAGUUGCUAAUCUUUCUUGGGGAGAGAGACAGUCCGGCUUCUAUAUAUACAUGGCCCAAGAACUUGAUCUGCUAGAACCCAAAACCGCCGAAGAUGUAUGCAAGGAUCCUUCCGGCUGGAAAUCUAGAAUGGUGGACUCCUCACUUGAAAAUCUCGGAAAAACACUCGUCAACUGCUUCGUUAAUGCCGGGUUCUGCUCAGAUACACUCUUCACUUGCGAACACAGUAAUUGGGUAUUCAAACACAAAGACUAUGCUGCAUUCACUGCCACGCUACUAUCGGGACUCAUUCACCUUUGGAACGUAGACGAGGGACUCUCCGUAUUGGACACCUAUCAGUAUUCUGAGGACUGCUAUGUCAAGGGAGGAGCACUGGCCGGCUUCGGACUGCUCAGCUGCGGCGUAUGGCCUGAGGCAGAUCCCAUCUCCACGCUUGUCAAUGAACACUUGGAGUCGCCUGUUUACGCUGUUAAAUUGGGCGCGAUCAUGGCGUUGGGACUGGCAUACGCAGGGACCUGCAGGGAAGAUCUCAUGGAAGUGCUGGCACCUGUGCUGCUGGACCCGUCAUCCUCAAUGCACUCGGGCUGGGCGGCACUCUCACUGGGGCUCAUCUUCGCCGGAUCCGCCUCUCCAGAUGCUUCCGAACUUCUCAUCACCGCUCUACUGGAAAAAUGCCCUCCAGCCACCGAAGGAACCGCUGACCCCGCGGCCUUCAAGGGCACCGUACCCUUUCUCGCUGUCUCACUCGCACUCGUAUACCUCACCAAAAAAGAUUCCGUAGAGCUGGCGCUAGAGGCCACGCAGGCCCUGCCGGCACCGGUUGCCAUACUGACGACGCUGCUGUUGGAAAGCUUCGCAUUCGCCGCCUCGGGUGAUAUGCUCAAAGUGCAAAAAAUGCUACAGCUGACGGUUAGACAGACAGAUGCUGUCGCGGAGUCGGAAGACGAGGAAAGCGAUGGGGGGGAGGCGGGGGAGGGAAACCCAACGUCCCUGGCCGCACUAUUGGGAAUCGCCCUAAUCUCACUGGGCGAACCGCUGCAGGAAGAAAUGGCCUUUAGGCUGAUCCAACAGCCCCUCUCCUGCGGUACGACGGCUGAAAAAAGAGCUGUGCCACUGGCACUAGCAUUGAUCUCCCUGUCCAACCCCCAAAACCAACUUAUAUCUCUGCUUAGCAAGCUGACGCGGGACAGUGACGAGGUGACGGCCAUGAACGCCGUCAUCGCACUGGGACUCAUAGGGGCUGGGACUAACAACUCCAGGAUCGCCCAGCUGCUGCAGCAGCAGGCCGUUGUCUACUCGAGGGACCCGGCCGGCCUGCUGGGCGUGAGGUUCGCCCAGGGUAUUCUACACCUUGGCAAGGGGUUACUUACUCUCAACCCCGUUCAUUCCGACGGGCUGCUGGUUAACCGCGUCUCCCUGGCCGCGUUAGCUGCACUGCUCCACCUGGGCGCAGACUUUAAGUCGUUCCUCAGCGAAAUGCCGUACGCGGUGUCUCUGUUAGGACUGGCGAUCAAGCCGCGCUGGCUGGUGGCUGUAGAUGAGAAUUUAGACCCCAAGGCCGUACCGGUUCGUAUAGGCGCGGCUGUAGAUACACUGGGACAGGCGGGAAACCCUAGGCGCAUUUCUGGCUUCCAGACGCACUCCACGCCCGUGCUUAUUGGACUAGGGCAGCGAGCAGAGCUCGUGUCCGGGCACGCUCUGUCGCCGGUCCUUGAGGGCAUCGUCAUUGUGCCGUCCACCCGUACUGAUGGCGGCGGGCACAGACACAGCUAG
This is a messenger RNA of Babesia microti strain RI, 2784 nucleotides long. RefSeq names its product 26S proteasome regulatory subunit N1. Gene Ontology annotation, cellular component: nucleus; proteasome storage granule; proteasome regulatory particle, base subcomplex. Gene Ontology annotation, biological process: proteasome-mediated ubiquitin-dependent protein catabolic process. The record is from RefSeq and is a predicted model, not a curated record. The transcript has a single exon. Bases 1 to 2784 code for a protein of 927 amino acids. Lineage: Eukaryota; Apicomplexa; Aconoidasida; Piroplasmida; Babesiidae.